This is a messenger RNA of Anopheles maculipalpis, 440 nucleotides long. RefSeq names its product larval cuticle protein A2B-like. Bases 52 to 438 code for a protein of 128 amino acids. NCBI's taxonomy places the organism in Eukaryota, Metazoa, Arthropoda, Insecta, Diptera, Culicidae. Gene Ontology annotation, cellular component: extracellular matrix. The transcript has 2 exons. The record is from RefSeq and is a predicted model, not a curated record.
CAGAAACCAUUUGUUCGCUCCCGAAUCAACACAACACAAACACCCUGCAAAAUGUACUCCAAGAUCAUCGUUGUUCUUGCCCUUGUGGCCGCCAUCAGUGCCCAGUCUCACUACGGACAUCAGCAACAGUACCAUCAUGAAGAAGAGCACCACGGACCAGUGCACUACGAGUAUCACUAUGACAUCCAUGAUGACCACACUGGUGAUGUCCAUGGACAAAAGGAGGCCCGCAAGGACGACUCUACUCAGGGCGAGUACUACCUGAUUGAUGCCGAUGGCCACAAGCGUACCGUCACAUACCACGUUGAGGGUAAGAGCGGAUUCAUCGCUGAAGUGCACCGUGAGCCGAUCAAGGGAUACCAGGCUCCCCAGCCUCAGUACCAUCAGCAGCCACAAUACCAUCAUCAGGCUCCUGCUCAACAAAAUUAUCAUAACUAGAA